This is a messenger RNA of Paraglomus occultum, 814 nucleotides long. The record is from the annotation of a GenBank genome assembly. Lineage: Eukaryota; Fungi; Glomeromycota; Glomeromycetes; Paraglomerales; Paraglomeraceae.
GUUGGGAAGAAGCCGGAAUUGAAGCAAACCUGGCUAUCGAUAGACAACUGGCCAGCACUUCUAGGAACAACGGAUUUUGGAUCCGAUAUCUGCCCUUCCUCAACAUGUUCGAAUUCCAGCAUGUCAGAAUCGAACGAAGCAACAAUAACGUACGGUAUCAGCUUAGGGGGGAACAUGACAAAUUACUUUUUGAAUGCGAUGCCGAACUAUGCAUCAACAUGUGGAGCAAUGUCAGGACCGACCAAUGGUUCUGUUGGAGACGAGACAGAGUGGAAAGAUUCCUGCAAUGCCUACGACAAUUUGACGGAUGGGAAAACGAGACCAUACACGAGAAUGGGAGGAUCAGCAGAUGAUGCAAUAUCUGUGCACUCUGAUGGAUCAGGGACAGAACCCGGAUAUGCCCCUGAAUAUGGACCCUACGACGGAGAAGAUUACUAUGACGAUGGAUUCUCAGAUGACAUUAGCGACAUCAUCAACAACGAAGACGAAUAUGAAGUCUACUAUCCCGGACAACAUCAACCAGACCCUGAUGCACCCGACUUCCAUGAGUACGACGCUUCGACUCAGUGGAGAAUCGAUUAUCCCUCAAGAACAGGCCAACCCACAACUCCACCUACCAACAACAAUCCAGCUCCAGGAGCCACAGGGACUGGAAUACGAAUAUUUAUCAAUGGAGUUGAACGAUGGAUCUACCCUGACAGAUACUACGAAAUCGACGAAGAAGGGAGAUCAGUAUGGUAUGCUUACACCCCAGAAGGAAGCAUUGCUGGUACAACAUCAGAAGGAAGCAUCGCGGACGCAACACCCGAGGGAA